Molecule: messenger RNA, 1128 nt
Organism: Arachis ipaensis
Lineage: Eukaryota; Viridiplantae; Streptophyta; Magnoliopsida; Fabales; Fabaceae
Molecular function (GO): nucleic acid binding; RNA-DNA hybrid ribonuclease activity
Source: RefSeq, a predicted model, not a curated record
AUGAGGCUCAACCCACUCAAAUGCGCAUUUGCCAUGGAAGCGGGAAAGUUCCUAGGGUUCAUGAUAACCCAAAGAAAGGUCGAAGCCAACGCGGAAAAGUGCCAAGCGAUACUCCAAAUGAAGAGUCCGGGCUGCGUUAAGGAUGUUCAGAGGCUGUCGGGCAGACUCACCGCCUUAUCCCGUUUUCUUGGAGCAUCGGCUGCUAGGGCGCUACCAUUUUUCAAUCUUAUGAAAAAAAGGAUAGUGUUUGAAUGGACCCCGGCUUGUGAGGAAGCAUUUAAACAUUUCAAAGAGAUCCUCGCCACACCACCCGUGCUCGGGAAGCCCAAAGUCGGAGAACCACUCUACCUGUACCUGGCCAUAACGGAUGAAGCGCUGGUGGCAGUUUUGGUAUGGGAAGAAGGGAAGGUUCAACAACCAAUUUACUUCGUGAGUAAAGCACUGCAAGGAGCAGAAUUGAGAUACAGCAAAUUAGAGAAGCUGGCUCUAGCACUGCUAACUUCCUCCCGAAGACUACGCGGGAAGAAUGAGCCCCGAUAUGCGAUCAAGGCACAAGCAAUGGCGGACUUCUUGGUAGAAGUAGCGGGGGACCCGACCGAGGAAGCGGGCAUAUGGUGGAGGCUCCAUGUGGACGGGGACUCCAACCAAACGUCCGGAGGUGCCGGGAUCAUCUUGGAAAGUUCUGCUGGGGUCAUAUACGAACAAUCAAUCAAGUUCGAGUUUCCCGUAUCGAACAACCAAGCGGAAUAUGAGGCCCUUCUAGGCGGCUUGAUCUUAGCUCGGAAAGUCGGGGCUACGAGGCUGGAAGUAUGCAGCGACUCACAGGUCGUGACCUCGCAAGUAAAUGAAAGCUACCAAGCCAGAGACUCGCUAUUGCAAAAGUACUUGGAUAAGGUCAAAGAGCUGAGCAAACAGUUUGAGGAGGUCGCGGUCCAACACGUUCUAAGGGAAAGGAACACACGGGCAGACCUCCUAUCCAAGCUAGCGAGCACGAAACCAGGAGCCGGCAACCGGUCCCUCAUUCAAGGCAUGAUAAAAGAACCAGCAGUUGCCCUCCACCUGACAAAGAUAAGCCCCUCCUGGAUGGACCCCAUCACUGAUUACCAAGAAAAUGGCAAACUCCCUUAA